Ectocarpus sp. CCAP 1310/34 is the source of this 2372-nucleotide messenger RNA. Lineage: Eukaryota; Phaeophyceae; Ectocarpales; Ectocarpaceae. The record is from the annotation of a GenBank genome assembly.
ACACAGCCAAACUGCUGCGUGGCAGUCCUUUGUCAACUGCUUCAGCGAGACGGUCAGGUGAAGGCUGAACUCAACCGGGGCGGGUGUUCGUUCAACUGCAACAAGGACUGCAAAUGCCAUUCAUUACACCUGGAGGAGCUGAGCGACUAUCCAUAGACUCGACGAAAUAAGAGGCAAGGACGGGUUGCAGGAGCUGGACAUCAAGUUGCAGCCUACCUGUCACCACUACUGUCGUGGCUGCACCAGUGACUGCUGCGGAAGUCGGGUGAAUUCAUCAUGUCCCAGCACAAGCAUUUCACGGUUGAGCAAAUCGUGUACGAAGGACACAUCGAUCUGGGAGAGAAUCUGUGGGAAAAGCUCGGCAGGCCGGUGGGAAUGCCGCACCUUGAAGAACGAGACCUCAAGCUUCUCGACGAAGCGAUAUCUCUUUUGAAUCCGCCAGAGGCCCACGUACGCGUGGUCGAAGUGGACACCUUCACGGAAAGUGAGCGCUCCAUCGUAAAAGGGAGCGCCCGUAUUGGCCACGGCGACUUCUCCCUGAGGCAGAUGACGGCAAUUUUCAAGCGAGCUUCGCCGUCCGGAUUGGGCAUAGCGGAACUGACAGCCACAAAUGACGAUGAGAGUAAGGCCGAAGAAAGCGACGUUGCCCCCGAAGACUUGACGCCAGAGGCUGCGGCGGCGGCGCUCAGGGUAUCCGAAAGAGACAAGGAAGAGGAAGCGAUGAAGAAGCCACCAAAACUCCCCGAGAUAAUUCUCUUCUGGGGUAGGAACAUGCGCCGGGGAGGGAAUCUGAUCGUGUGCCCUGGCGAAUCGUCCAUGGACCGGCUCAUACAGGCCUAUUUGGUGUGCGAAGUUGUCCAAGACAGCAAGCUCUUCGACAAGAGCGUGACGUCAUUCAGGGAGCGUGUGACGACCGAACGGAAGGGGGGGUUGAUGGGGGUCGAACUAGGUGAAACGUCGACCGCGGAACAAGAUGCGCUCGAGAACUUAAUCAGCGACUACAGUUUCCACGAUGCGUCGAUCGGAAUCAUUUCGCUCGUCGCGAGCAUCUACUACUUCUUCGUGUUAGCCAGGAACCAUGUGAACGUGCUGACGUUGCUGGCGGUGGCGGUCGUGGCCGGCUUGAACCAAGAGGCCACCUGGCCAUGGGUGUUCAAGCACAUUCUCCUGUGCGCUCGCAUGAAGGACCCGAUAGUCAGAGUGUCCCAGUGCCGGCUAGUCCGCCACCACCAGGGACAAUUGUCUGGGCAGGGAUUUCUCGCUAUCGGGCUAGCGGCAUUCGGUGUCUACCUCGAGGUGUUUCCGACGACAGAUGGCGACACGCCGCUGUUAUUCCGCAUCCUUCUGAACGGGUUUCAAGCCGCGAUGGUCGCCGUUCUUGUGGUGAACAUGGUCCAAGCGGUGGAACCCAUGGAUAUGUCUCGAGUCAGCCCGAAGGACCGCCUGAGGCCGUGGGCAAGGAAGUACUUGGACGACAACGUCUUCGACACCAAGUGGUACCUCACGCUGCUUGUCGGGGUCUUGUGGUCAGGCGGUGUUACGGUCACGAUCUUUGUCGGCGUAUCACACGAGUUUGAGGGCCUCGGCUAUACCAUUCCCGUCAUCUGCUUGAUCGUGCUGGGGCUAUCUAUUGCUGCGGUGAAUCCGGGAAUGGCUCUCCUGGGCGCUUGGGGUUUCAUAUGGCUGGUACCGGUGGGGUUGGCGUUCGUGUGCCGGUCGGCAUUCGACACCGCUCUGAUGCUUAUCAACAAGGUGUCGCUCACGUGGAGGCGCAUGGCAAACGAGGUUGUCUCGCAUGCGAGGGACAGCGCGCGGGGAGAAUUCAGCGUGCGGGAUAUCCUGAAGUUUCUGCUUCAGGUGCUGCCGCUCACGCCUCUGUUCUUGGUAUCCUUGCCCAUCCCUUUGCUCUACUUCUUCGUAUGGUUCAUCCACCUCUCCAUGCGAGUGCUCCUGCGUGUAGCCGAUGCUCUCAGUGCGCCAGCGUUAGAUUUCCGCUUGCACCCGAUUUUGAGCGACUACGGUUCGGUGACAUGGAAAAUGGACCGCUUGUCCAUGGACGUGGAGAAUAGAUCCAUGAGAACACUUCUCAUGGCAAGGAUCGACAAGCUCAUGGAAUCCACAUCGGCCACCCUUGGAGAGCGUUCCAGGAGCGGGGUAAUACCUAGCAGGCCAUACUGGCACCUGAGUAAAACGUCCGCGAACAGACUCGGGUGCAUCGCCGUCAAGAUUGGUACAGGCGAGGAAGAGAAUUCCAAAACCCUCCUCGUCAGCCCCGACUAUAUUCCCGACAAACCGUUAGCACAUGCAGACGCACCUGCUAGCGUCUGUUGAGCUUGUGAUUCCUUCAACAGUAUCCCCCCCCCCCGGUGUUU